Messenger RNA from Fusarium musae, 438 nucleotides. RefSeq lists its product as uncharacterized. Gene Ontology annotation, cellular component: membrane. The record is from RefSeq and is a predicted model, not a curated record. The transcript has a single exon. NCBI's taxonomy places the organism in Eukaryota, Fungi, Ascomycota, Sordariomycetes, Hypocreales, Nectriaceae. The coding region runs from base 1 to 438 and encodes 145 amino acids.
AUGUCUCCCUCUAUUGCCCAGCUGCCUCUCCUUGGACCUCUCGUCGGUCUUAGCACCUGGACCUUCGCCAUGGAAGGCCUGCUGUAUUGGCGUCGAACUCCAGCUCUUUCCAAGUACGGUGUCUCCUUCGACCCAGAGACUGCUAAAAAGCAGAAAGCAGAGAAGCUGCCUGCAUUUGUGCAGUGGCCCGCCGACAAUUACAACAACCUGCUCGAGCAACCUACUCAGUUCUACGCUGUUAUGCUUGCACUCAGUCUGCUGAAUGUUAAGGACAAGACCAUGGUGCGCCUGGCGUGGGGAUAUGUCGGCCUGAGAGUUAUUCACAGCCUCAUUCACGUCUCGUACAACAACCUGCUUCUGCGCUUCCCCACCUUUGCCGCAAGCUCCGUUGUGCUCUUGGGCAUCACUGCCAAGGCGGCCUUGGAGCUUUGGUAUUAA